AAGAGGGUCAAGCCUUCAUCCAUCAUCCGUGUCUGUUUUUGCUCUGGGGGCCGUAGUGUACGCGUUCAUUACUUUUUCUCCAUUAUUUUAGCUUGGUAUCAACCGCAAACCUGCUAGUUUUACCUUCACCAUUGAUAUCGAGCUCAUCUUGCGCCGGAGGAAUUGUUGCAUGUUGCGUGAAAAAGCAGCUAGUGGUGUGUGAAGUGCGCGGUUUGUUGUGCUCCGAUGGGAGGCCUAGAUGUAACGGGAUGUUGUAGGCUUUGUUUGAAGGAUGCUUCCAGUGCUACCGCGGUCCGAAUCGAUCUGCAGCAGGAGCAGAUCGUUGCGGACCUAAUUUAUGAGCUAUACGCAGUCAAUAUUAAAUCCUCCGAUCGGGGAUCGAAGUUCAUUUGUAUGCCGUGCUACCGGAAUGCCAGCGGUUUGAAAAAGUAUCUCGAUAGUCAUAAGACAAAGACAUCACUUGUAUCGACGAACCAAAAAAUCCUGGAAUCGCAGGCCGAUGGCUUCCUGGAGGACUCGGAUGACGAUGUUGUCUACUGUGAAUCGCGGACCGGUUAUCGUCCACCGAUUUCAUCUCCGGUGGAUAUGCUAUUGAAUCUGAAAGACUGCAUGCGGAGUAAACGCUUUCGGGAAGCAUUGAACGACCAGCACGAAUUGGGUUACGUUCUGUUGUCGGGGCCGAUCUAUCAGAAGGCUACCGAGACCGUGCUGGACGAGUGGCAUCCGAUUCAGUUGUACUGCCAAAAAUGCCGGCGAAAAUUCGAAGAUCAGAUCAAGUUUGACGAUCACACAAUCUCAUGUAAGUUCAAAUGUAUUUUCUGUAGCCGAAAUUAUACGCACGAGGAAUCCCUUCGAUUACAUUCAUGCCCUAAACGGGACAAGCAUAUUAAAUCGAAGAAGCGCAAAUUUAAACCGACACUUCCGGCUACUAAAAUUACACCGCCUACUGCGGAGGAGCAAAAGACUGCUGCAGUUGAAAGUACAGAACAGGGCAAAGAUAACGCAACUGUACUGCCGAUUCCGGGUUCUUUACCUGCUCCCAGUGAGGCCCCUCGUAUCGAAGGAGAGGCAAGUUUGGACGCAGAAUUGACGAAUCUACUGGAGAGGUGGUAUGGUCAAGGAGAGGAAAUCGAAGAACUCAGUCAUCUUAGCGUAGGAGAGAUUGAUGCGCCACAGGACAAUGGUACUUUCAUCAACUCUGAAUUAUAUAGUAGGAUCAUCGAGAGCAGAUUGCUGAACAAUUCGUCUGGGUCAAAACCCGCUAUUUCGGUUAAGCCCAUGAGCCAGUUGGUUGAAACACCUGUAGAACAGAUGCUGCCUUCUACGGUGCCAGAAAUGGCGUCCACUUAUAAUCCUCCAGUAGAUGUGAUAGAAAUCGAUGACGACGAUGACGUGGUUCCCUCUACUAGUGCUCCAGUGGCGGAUAAAGCUGAGCAAGCGCUGAGCGAAAAAGAUAUCCUGAGCAUUGUCAAACAUUUCCGAGGUAUUGAUGAAAACGAAUCAUAUCUUGUCAAAGCAAAGAUCAAUGGAACUCAAAAAUUGAUUUGCAUCAGUAAACGAAAGAAUGAUGGUGGUAUUCAAAGUUCUAUAGUGAACACGGGUUCCAAUAGUAAUUCAGCUCUUCAGACAGGCAGCAGAAAACUUCCGCAGAAGCAAAUUGUGAUAACACCCACAGCUAAGCUACCGUCAAUCGUACACAGAGCCAAUACAGUGGUGCAACCGGCUUCUACGAAACCUACGUUGAUUGUGAAGAACGUUUCCGAUAUUAACGGGGCUCCCAUUCCAUCAGUGGCCACCAGUUCAAGAGGUCCUCAAUUGAAAAUUUCACACGUGCAGUCUUUAGUUUCGGAUCCUGGGUUGACUCAAAACUCUAGAUUGACAAAUCAGCAAAGGAUACUGAAUGGACUUCCUCAGCGCAUCGCACCAGGUACACCUGCGACGGCUACUAGAAAAGUACCGACUGCAUCAUUCACCGUAAGGUCUGCUGUGCCAAAACAGUCGGCUGGCGUUGUCAACAAACCCGCUCCGCAAAGAAUUAUAGUCGGUAGUAAUUCGUUGAAGUUUACCGGUGGCAGUGGCUCUUCACGUUUUCUGCCCAUUGCUCCGAAGCCAAACGUAGGGCCAAGUCCGCCAAGGACUUCAGCUCAGCAGCGGAUAAUCGUACAGCGGAAACAAGUUCAAACGAUUAUUCAAUCAUCGACGGUGACUCGCACGAGUAGCGAAGGUAGUAUUCAAUCUACUACGAGCAGUAGUUGCACUACCGAUAUUAACAAUUCCCUAUUGAGAUCACAACUGCUUCAGCAACCACAGAAAAUAUAUCCGACCGCAAGUGGGGCUGCUCAGAAUGGAAAUCGAUCCGCUGCGUCCAAAGCAUUAGAUGGACUUUCCGGCACAACUAAACAGUUCAUGGUAAACAACACGACCAUAAAACGGUUGAAUUAAUCUCACACUAGCCAACUCCUACUCCUAGCAAUGCAGAAGCAGAACUAGGGAACAGGUAUUUAUACUGGUAACAAAUUAUAACAUUCUUCAGUACACAAUGGAAUUGGAAUUGUGCGAUACAUUGAACGUGUAGGUUAUUUCGGUAUAAUA
This is a messenger RNA of Ochlerotatus camptorhynchus, 2592 nucleotides long. RefSeq lists its product as uncharacterized. The transcript is spliced from 3 exons. Lineage: Eukaryota; Metazoa; Arthropoda; Insecta; Diptera; Culicidae. The record is from RefSeq and is a predicted model, not a curated record. Bases 226 to 2442 code for a protein of 738 amino acids. Gene Ontology annotation, cellular component: nucleus. Gene Ontology annotation, molecular function: zinc ion binding.